Gekko japonicus is the source of this 1027-nucleotide messenger RNA. RefSeq names its product electron transfer flavoprotein beta subunit (gene ETFB). NCBI's taxonomy places the organism in Eukaryota, Metazoa, Chordata, Lepidosauria, Squamata, Gekkonidae. The record is from RefSeq and is a predicted model, not a curated record. Gene Ontology annotation, cellular component: cytosol. Gene Ontology annotation, molecular function: electron transfer activity. The transcript is spliced from 7 exons. Bases 23 to 796 code for a protein of 257 amino acids.
GCGACCGGGAAGGAGGGCCAAGAUGGCGGCGUCCGGGUUAAGGGCGAUGGUGGGAGUGAAGCGAGUCAUUGACUACGCGGUGAAGGUCCGGGUGAAACCAGACAAGACCGGGGUGGUGACGGAUGGGGUGAAGCAUUCCAUGAACCCCUUCUGCGAGAUCGCCGUGGAGGAGGCCGUGCGCCUCAAGGAGAAGAAGCUGGUGUCCGAGGUGGUGGCCGUCAGCUGCGGUCCACAGCAGUGCCAGGAGACAAUCCGCACAGCCCUGGCGAUGGGGGCCGACCGGGGGAUGCACGUGGAGGUCCCCGCCGGCGAUUACGAGCACCUCAGCCCCUUCCACGUUUCGAAGAUCCUCGCUGCGCUGGCCAAGAAGGAGGGCGUCGACCUUCUGCUGCUCGGCAAGCAGGCCAUCGACGACGACUGUAACCAGACGGGGCAAAUGACAGCUGCGUUUCUGGACUGGCCUCAGGGGACGUUCGCCUCCGAAGUGACCGUAGACGGGGACUGGCUCAAGGUGGAACGGGAGGUCGACGGGGGCCUGGAGACGGUGCGCCUCAAGCUGCCAGCCGUCGUGACCGCCGACCUCCGCCUCAACGAGCCGCGCUACGCCACCCUGCCUAACAUCAUGAAAGCGAAAAAGAAGAAGGUUGAGGUGGUGAAGCCGUCCGACCUGGGCGUGGACCUGGCCCCGCGGGUGAAGACGCUGAGCGUGGACGACCCUCCCCAGCGCAAGUCCGGGGUCAAGGUGGAGACCGUGGAUGACCUGGUGGCGAAGCUCAAGGAGAGCGGGCGGAUCUGAGGCCCCCGGCAGAGUCCCGCCUUGCCUGGAGCCGCUGCCCUGGGCCUUCUGCUGCUGUCGAAGUGGGUGCAACCCACGGGGCGGAGGGGUCUGUCCAUCUGCCUCCACGGGGACCCAGCCCUUCGGGCCCCGGAACCGUGCUGCCUUCCAGCACAGCUACCCAACGAAGGGAGCUGGUCGACAAUUUUUAACUGAGUUUUUCUGGAUGAAUGAUGGGUCAGUUUGCAAUAA